This is a messenger RNA of Nicotiana tabacum (common tobacco), 2150 nucleotides long. RefSeq lists its product as uncharacterized. The record is from RefSeq and is a predicted model, not a curated record. NCBI's taxonomy places the organism in Eukaryota, Viridiplantae, Streptophyta, Magnoliopsida, Solanales, Solanaceae. Gene Ontology annotation, molecular function: protein binding.
UUUAGCUGUCGAUCCAUCUCGCCCCGCUAAACUUACCGACGGUGAUAAAAUAAAAAUCGGCGAAUUAACCUCCAUCGAAGUCAAAAUUGAAGCAAUGAAAGUUGAUUCAGUUGAAGAAGCUGAGAUGAAGUGUAAAAAUACCCGGCGAAACCCUAGGCGUAAGGAAUUAGGGGUUUUAUAUGAAAAUUGCCCCCAAUUAGGGUUUGGAAAUGGUGGAAUUGAGAAUGUGGGUGUGGGUUCCAAAAGAACAACGAGGAGUUCUAAGAGUGCCGAAAAUGAGAAUUUAACUGUAAUUGAAGUUGAGAAAGGGAGGAAAGCGAAUCCGAGGAGGACUAGGGGUUCUAAGAAAGAGGAGAGUGUGAAAAAUAUGGUUGAUAGCGUGAUGGAAACUGAGAAUUUUACUGUAGUUGAUGUUGAAAGAGAGACAAAACGGGGUACACGGAGUAGGAAAGUGGAGAGUGUUAAAGAUGGGGAUGAUGAUGCGGAGGAAACUGAGAAUCUUGCUUUAGUUGAUGUUGAAAGAGAGACUAAAUGGUGUACGAAGAGGACAAGGGGUUCUAAGAAAGUGGAGAGUGUCAAAGAUGUGGAUGAUGGUGUGGAGAAAAGUCAGAGGCUUGCCGUGGUUGAUGUAGAGCAAGAGAGUAAACGGUGUACGAGGAGAACGAGGGGUUCUAGGAAAGUUGAGAGUGUUAAAAAUGUGGAUGAUGGUGUCGAGGAAACUAAGAGUCUUGCUGUAGUUGAUGCAAAUCAAGAGAGGAAACCGAGUCCGAGGAGGACUAGGGGUUCUAGGAAAGUGGUGAGUGUUAAAAAUGUGGAUGAUGCUGUGGAGGAAGCUAAGAAUUCUGUAGCAAUUGAUGUUGGGAAAGAGAAGAUAGUGUAUGUAAGGAGGACUAAGAGUUCAAGGAAGGAAAAAGAUGCAGAAAAUAUUCAUGAAAAUGCAGGUGAAAACAUGGAAUUGAAGCAACUUGAGAAAGGGAAGGGAAGUGCCGCAAGAAGGGAGUGUUUGGAGGAAGAGGGGUUGAUGGAGAGGUUGGAAAGAAACCAAAAAGAUCGUGAAGAAGCAGUAGAGAACAAUGCCGGUGAGGGAGUAGAAAGAAAUGUGAUUGAUGAGGUGGUAGUGAAAUUGGGAAGGGAGAGUUGCGAGGUUUCGGUUAGUAAUGCUGGUGUAAGUAUGAGUGAGGUCCAAGAGGAGAAGGAGGUGGAUUUAGAGAAAAUGACACUUGGAGAGUGGUUUGAUUAUUUGGAGGUUCAUUUGCCAAAACAAAUAAUUGAUGCCACCGAGGAGAUGAUUUUAGAUAUGAAACAGAAAGCAGAGAAGUUUCAGGAGUUCAUGUUGCAGCACAAGAAUGCAAAGGAUUGUGAUGGAAUACCAGAGGGCUAGACCGAGGACUCAUUCUUAGAGAUUUAGUCCAAUGCUCAGUGACUUCUCAAGUCCAAAGCAGGGAUACUUAUCAUUGGAGUUAUGCUUAUAUAGUUUAGGAGACAACAAAAGUCCAAAACAAUGUCUUGUGGGCAGCAAAAGUGGGACACUGACCUGUUAUUUCCAAUUUUAUUAUAAUAUUGAAUACAUGAGCAUUAGCGUUCCAUACUGUAACUGCAUACUGUAAAGUUAGAACCUGGUUUAGUAGAAGAUGUUCAACCUCAGAUGAGACAGUGGGAGGCCGGAGGAGGAAGCGCAAUACUGCUAAAGAAAAGUGUCCUACAAACUGAAGUGAGCAGAAUGUUAUAGCAAUACAUGAUCUGGCAGAUGGCAGUAUACUUACUGUUUCACCUGGGGUGAUGCUUCUGAUUCUAACAUUGGUUGGGCUGACCUUGAUUUUGGUCUCUCUAGCAUCUUUCUCAAAUUUGACGUGGAGUUGCAGAAUCAUCUAGUUGUCAAUACCAACAACAUGAACGAGUUAACAAAUAUAGACAAGUUUUCAGAAUCAUAACAAUAUAAUGGGUUUUGGUCUUUUGGAUGUCAAAAGGACACGUAACACUCCUCAUUCAGAUAGCAUGGUUCGAACUGUUAGCUUAUUCGUUCGCCCAUUUGUUCAGACGGUUUAAUUGGUUCUUGCGCAGGUUUCCAACCAUUCCAUUAGACUCUCCCAAGUAUCAUGGCAUUUAAAAUUGGCAAUUUAUCUUUUAUAAAUUUAUUUUUUCAGAUAAUA